GAGGCGGAGGCGGCGAAAUGGCGGCGGCGGCGGGGGAAGGAGCGGCAGCGGCAUAAUGAGGCGACGCCUGUAACCGGGGCAGCUCCAGGCUGGGUCCCGCCUGGCAGGAUAUCUAGGUUUGAAACAAAGUUACAGUCUUGGAAACUCUGGAUAAGCUCAAUAUCAAGAUUCAAGGAGCUGAGCAGCAAUGUGGUUAGCCUCGAAGCAGAUAUAAUGGUGUCAAAAUGCAGUUCAGAGAACAUAUACUUAGAGGGCACAGAAACUAAUAUGUAAGCUGUGUUGGAACAAAAAUGCAAUGAAAGAAACACUGGAUGAAUGAAUGAAAAGCCCUGCUUUGCAGUUCCUCAGCAUGGCAGGACUACAACUCAUGACCCCGGCUUCCUCACCAAUGGGUCCUUUUUUUGGACUUCCAUGGCAACAAGAAGCAAUUCAUGAUAAUAUUUACACACCAAGAAAAUACCAGGUUGAACUGCUGGAAGCAGCUCUGGAUCAUAAUACAAUAGUCUGUUUAAACACUGGCUCAGGGAAGACUUUUAUUGCAGUACUACUCAUUAAAGAACUGUCUUACCAGAUCAGGGGAGAUUUUAACAAAAAUGGAAAAAGAACAGUAUUCUUGGUCAACUCUGCAAACCAAGUUGCUCAGCAAGUGUCAACUGUUAGGACGCAUUCAGAUCUCAAAGUGGGAGAGUAUUCAAGUUUGGAAAUAACUGAAGCAUGGACAAAAGAGAAAUGGAACCAAGAAUUUGCUAAGUAUCAGGUUCUGGUAAUGACCUGUCGUGUCGCUUUGAAUAUUUUAAAAAAUGACCAUUUAUCCCUGUCAAACAUUAAUCUUCUUAUUUUUGAUGAGUGCCAUCUUGCAAUUCAGGAUCACCCCUAUCGAGAAAUUAUGCAGCUUUGUGAGAGUUGUCCAUCAUGCCCCCGAAUUUUAGGAUUAACAGCUUCCAUUUUAAAUGGGAAAUGUGAUCCAGCAGAGUUGGAAGAGAAGAUUCAGAAAUUGGAGAACAUUCUAAAGAGUAGUGCGGAAACUGCAACUGAUUUAGUGGUUUUGGACAGGUAUACUUCUCAGCCUUGUGAGAUUGUGGUAGAUUGUGGACCAUAUGCUGACAAAAGUGGGCUCUAUGAAAGGUUGUUAACGGAGCUGGAUGAUGCACUUCACUUUCUGAAUGAUUGCAACAUAUCUGUACUGUGUAGAGAGAGAGAUUCUACCUUGAUUUCGAAACAGAUACUGUCAGACUGCCGAGCAGUGUUGCUUGUUCUGGGACCCUGGUGUGCUGAUAAAGUAGCUGGGAUGAUGGUGAGAGAGCUACAGAAGUACAUAAAGCACGAGCAAGAGGAGCUGCACAGGAAAUUUUUAUUGUUUACAGAUACUUUCCUAAGGAAAAUACAUGCACUCUGUGAAGAGCACUUCUCACCUGCCUCACUUGACCUGAAAUUUGUAACCCCAAAAGUAAUAAAACUGCUUGAAAUUUUGCGUAAAUACAAGCCCUAUGAACGGCAACAGUUUGAAAGUGUUGAGUGGUAUAAUAAUCGGAAUCAGGAUAAUUAUGUGUCCUGGAGUGAUUCUGAAGAUGAGGACGAAGAUGAAGAAAUAGAGGAGAAAGAGAAAACGGAAACUAAUUUUCCUUCUCCCUUUACUAAUAUUUUAUGUGGAAUUAUUUUUGUGGAAAGAAGAUACACAGCAGUUGUUUUGAACAGGUUGAUAAAAGAAGCUGGCAAACAAGACCCAGAGCUGGCUUACAUCAGCAGCAAUUUUAUAACUGGACAUGGCAUUGGAAAGAAUCAGCCCCGUAGUAAACAGAUGGAAGUAGAAUUCCGAAAGCAGGAAGAGGUACUUAGAAAAUUUCGAGCACACGAGACCAACUUACUAAUUGCAACUAGUAUUGUAGAAGAGGGUGUUGACAUACCAAAAUGCAAUUUGGUGGUUCGUUUUGAUUUGCCCACAGAAUAUCGUUCCUAUGUGCAGUCCAAAGGAAGGGCCAGGGCACCUAUCUCGAAUUACAUCAUGUUAGCAGAUUCAGACAAAAUCAAAUGUUUUGAAGAAGAUCUUAAAACCUACAAGGCAAUUGAGAAGAUCCUGAGGAACAAAUGCUCGAAGUCUGUGGAUACUAGUGAAACCGAAAAUGAACCCAUUAUAGAUGACGAUGAUAUAUUCCCACCAUAUGUGCUAAGACCAGAAGACGGCGGUCCAAGAGUCACAAUAAACACUGCUAUUGGGCACAUUAAUAGGUACUGUGCUAGACUGCCAAGUGACCCUUUUACACAUCUAGCUCCCAAGUGUAAAACUAGAGAACUCCCUGAUAACACAUUUUAUUCAACUCUUUAUCUACCUAUCAAUUCUCCUCUACGAGCAUCAAUAGUUGGUCCUCCAAUGAAUUGUACAAGAUUGGCAGAGAGGGUUGUUGCUCUUAUUUGCUGUGAAAAAUUGCAUAAGAUUGGUGAACUGGAUGAUCACUUGAUGCCUGUUGGGAAAGAGACAGUGAAAUAUGAGGAGGAACUUGAUUUGCAUGAUGAAGAAGAAACCAGUGUUCCAGGAAGGCCAGGUUCUACAAAACGAAGGCAAUGCUACCCUAAAGCUAUUCCAGAAUGUUUGACGGAUAGUUAUCCCAAACCUGACCAACCCUGUUACCUUUAUGUAAUUGGAAUGGUAUUAACUACCCCUCUACCUGAUGAGCUCAACUUCAGGCGGCGAAAGCUAUAUCCUCCUGAAGAUACUGCAAGAUGUUUUGGAAUACUGACAGCCAAACCUAUACCUCAGAUUCCUCACUUUCCUGUGUAUACCCGCUCGGGAGAAGUGACCAUAUCUAUUGAGCUAAAGAAAUCAGGAUUCACUUUGUCUUUACAAAUGCUUGAGUUGAUCACAAGACUUCACCAGUACAUUUUCUCUCACAUUCUUCGGCUUGAGAAACCUGCACUAGAAUUCAGACCUACCGAUGCUGAUUCAGCCUAUUGUGUUCUACCUCUUAAUGUUGUUGAUGGCUCCAGCACUUUGGACAUUGAUUUUAAAUUUAUGGAAGAUAUUGAAAAAUCUGAAGCACGUACAGGCAUUCCCAGUACACAGUAUACAAAAGAGACACCUUUUAUUUUCAAAUUAGAAGAUUACCAGGAUGCAGUUAUCAUUCCAAGGUAUCGAAAUUUUGAUCAGCCUCAUCGAUUUUAUGUUGCUGAUGUCUACACAGAUCUUACUCCACUGAGCAAAUUUCCUUCCCCAGAAUAUGAAACUUUUGCUGAAUAUUAUAAAACCAAGUAUAACCUUGACCUGACCAAUCUCAACCAGCCAUUGCUGGAUGUGGACCACACGUCUUCAAGACUUAAUCUUUUGACUCCUCGUCAUCUGAAUCAGAAGGGGAAAGCUCUCCCAUUGAGUAGUGCUGAGAAGAGGAAAGCUAAGUGGGAAAGUCUACAGAACAAGCAGAUUCUGGUUCCAGAACUCUGUGCUAUCCAUCCUAUUCCAGCAUCGCUGUGGAGAAAAGCAGUUUGCCUCCCCAGCAUUCUUUAUCGUCUUCACUGCCUUUUGACAGCCGAGGAACUCAGAUCCCAAACCGCCAUUGAUGCUGGUGUAGGAGUUAAGUCACUUCCUUCAGAUUUCAGAUAUCCUAACCUGGACUUUGGGUGGAAAAAGUCUAUUGACAGCAAAUCCUUCAUCUCUGCUUCUAGCUCUUCUGUAGCAGAGAAUGAAAAUUAUUUUAAGCACAGCGCAAUUGUAGUCCCUGAAAAUGCUGCAUAUCAAGGUGCUAAUAAAACCUCUUCUGCAGAUAAGCAUGACCAAAUGUCUGUGAGCAACAGAACAUUGAUUGAGUCACCUAGUAAACUCCAAAAUGACGUCUCGGUAGAACUGGCAACAGUUAAUGGUGUUUCUUACAAUAAAAAUCUUGCCAACGGCAAUUUUGACUUAGCUAGCCGAGACUUUUGCCAAGGAAAUCAGCUAAAUUACUCCAGGCAGGAAAUACCUGUACAACCAACUACCUCGUAUCCUAUUCAGAAUUUAUACAACAGUGAGAACCAGCUCAAGCCCAGCAAUGAAUGUACUCUACUGAGUAAUAAAUAUCUUGAUGGAAAUGCUAACAAAUCUACCUCAGAUGGAUGUCCCAGAAUGGCCCUGAACACCAGUGCUUCAGAUGCUUGUGAUCUUUCAAAGGAAAGAAUGGAUUCUGUAACAAGCCCUUCCAAGGGAUACUCCUCAAAAACCCUUGGCCCAAACCCUGGUCUCAUUCUUCAGGCUUUGACUCUCUCAAAUGCUAGCGAUGGAUUUAAUCUGGAGCGUCUUGAAAUGCUUGGUGAUUCAUUUCUAAAGCAUGCCAUCACUACAUACUUGUUUUGCACUUACCCUGAUGCUCAUGAGGGACGCCUGUCAUAUAUGAGAAGCAAAAAAGUCAGCAAUUGUAACUUGUAUCGUCUUGGAAAAAAGAAAGGGCUUCCUAGUCGCAUGGUGGUAUCUAUUUUUGACCCGCCUGUCAACUGGCUUCCUCCUGGUUACAUAGUAAACCAAGACAAGAGUAAUACAGACAAAUGGGAAAAAGAUGAAAUGGCAAAAGAGGGAUUGAUGUCUAAUGGAAAACUUGAUGAUGAUUAUGAUGAUGACGAUGACGACGACUUAAUGUGGCGAGUACCCAAGGAGGAAGCUGACUUUGAGGAUGACUUUAUGGAAUACGAUCAGGAGCAUAUCAAAUUCAUUGACAAUAUGUUAAUGGGUUCUGGAGCAUUUGUGAAGAAAAUAUCCCUUUCCCCAUUUUCACCCACUGAUAACAGUUAUGAAUGGAAAGCACCCAAAAAAUCAACCUUGACUAAUGUCCAGUUUGCAUCAGAUUUUGAUGAUUUUGAUUACAGCUCCUGGGAUGCAAUGUGCUAUCUAGACCCUAGCAAGGCUGUUGAAGAGGAUGACUUUGUAGUGGGUUUCUGGAAUCCAUCAGAGGAAAAUUGUGGUAUUGAUGCUGGAAAACAGUCCAUCUCCUAUGACUUACAUACAGAACAAUGCAUUGCUGACAAAAGCAUUGCAGACUGUGUGGAAGCCCUUCUGGGCUGCUAUCUGACCAGCUGCGGUGAAAGAGCUGCCCAGCUUUUCCUCUGUUCACUGGGGCUAAAAGUGCUUCCGGUUAUUAAGAAAACUGAUUGGGAGAGUGCUCUGUAUUCCUACAGAGAGCAUUUUAACCACCAGCAGAAACAUUCUUCAGCAAUCUGUGUUUCUGCCUCUCUAGCCAAUCAAGAGUCUUCUCUGUAUAAAGACUUGAUGUAUGGCUGUUUAAAGAUUCCUCCAAGAUGUAUGUUUGAUCAUCCAGAUGCUGAGCGAACCUUACAUCACCUUAUAUCUGGCUUUGAAAACUUCGAGAAGAAAAUUAGCUACAGUUUUAAGAAUAAGGCUUAUCUACUUCAGGCAUUUACUCAUGCCUCCUAUCAUUACAACACCAUUACUGAUUGUUACCAGCGGUUGGAAUUCCUGGGAGAUGCAAUUUUGGACUACCUCAUAACCAAGCACCUUUACGAAGACCCACGGCAGCACUCUCCUGGAGUUCUAACAGACCUGCGAUCUGCUCUUGUUAACAAUACCAUCUUUGCCUCAUUGGCUGUAAAGUACGACUACCACAAAUACUUCAAAGCUGUCUCUCCCGAGCUGUUUCAUGUUAUUGAUGACUUUGUGCAGUUUCAGAUGGAAAAAAAUGAAAUGCAAGGAAUGGAUUCCGAGCUCCGAAGAUCUGAAGAAGAUGAAGAAAAAGAGGAGGACAUAGAAGUACCAAAGGCCAUGGGGGAUAUAUUUGAGUCACUCGCUGGUGCCAUUUACAUGGAUAGUGGAAUGUCUCUUGAAAUGGUUUGGCAAGUGUACUAUCCAAUGAUGAGGCCAUUAAUAGAGAAAUUCUCUGCAAAUGUGCCCCGUUCCCCAGUACGAGAGCUGCUGGAAAUGGAGCCAGAGACAGCUAAAUUUAGUCCUGCGGAAAGAACCUACGAUGGAAAGGUCAGAGUAACUGUGGAAGUUGUAGGAAAGGGAAAGUUCAAAGGUGUUGGAAGAAGCUAUCGGAUCGCCAAAUCUGCUGCAGCAAGAAGAGCUCUACGAAGCCUCAAAGCAAAUCAACCUCAGGUUCCAAAUAGCUGAGACACCUCUUAAAAACAACAACAACAACCACACACUCAAUAGAGAAAUUUAAAAGAUA
Podarcis raffonei (Aeolian wall lizard) is the source of this 6140-nucleotide messenger RNA. RefSeq names its product dicer 1, ribonuclease III (gene DICER1). Gene Ontology annotation, molecular function: ATP binding; protein binding; RNA binding. Bases 320 to 6082 code for a protein of 1920 amino acids. Gene Ontology annotation, cellular component: nucleus; cytoplasm; RISC complex. Lineage: Eukaryota; Metazoa; Chordata; Lepidosauria; Squamata; Lacertidae. The record is from RefSeq and is a predicted model, not a curated record. The transcript has 29 exons. Gene Ontology annotation, biological process: pre-miRNA processing; apoptotic DNA fragmentation; siRNA processing.